This is a messenger RNA of Seminavis robusta, 1863 nucleotides long. The record is from the annotation of a GenBank genome assembly. Lineage: Eukaryota; Bacillariophyta; Bacillariophyceae; Naviculales; Naviculaceae.
AUGAAUACUUUGUUCAACACUCUCUCUCGCGUUUACGCUAUUCCUACCCCUCUCACCAUGGCGCUUGGUGAUGUUAUCUUUGCUAUCUUCUACUUGGCGUUCCUCACCAUGGUGUUGUGGGUGGAACAGAAGCAGCAUGCUCCCCGUGAAGUGGAAACGGGCGGCAACAACAAGAUGACAAAGACGACGGCGGUCGUCUACGUUCACAAGAUGGCCAGCAAGAAGUUGCGUGGUCGCGAUCGUCAGUUGCAAAAGCAGGUCGAAUCGGCAGGACUCAGCGGACGUCAAGCCAAAAAGCUCAAGCAACAGAAAGACAAGGAGUAUGAUCAGUGGCUCCAAAAGGAGGAAUUGCAGCAGAAGCAGGUCGCCAAGGCUUUUGUGCACCAUGUCGCCCAGAGCAGCAGCACUACUAACACUGCGGCCGUAGUCUCUGGCGGCGAAUGGAUGCGUCGCAAUGUCGUCAAAAAGAGCAAGCCAGUCAAGUUCUUCCAACCUCAUGCAGUGGUCGCUACUGCAGUGGAGUGGAAGAACGACGCUGAAACCGCAGUCUCCGAUACUGCCAACAAUCAGCUUGCCGCAAAAACCCAACAAUCUACAGUUCAGUGUGUCAUUCAACAACCAACCGUCGCUUCUGCCGUGAAGGACCAACAACCAAUGAUGACGAAGACAGAACUUGUCGAGGAAGAACCAGUCCACCAUAUCAAGUCGCAAGAUAUGGAAGACGUGGAGAUCCUCACAAAUGUUGCAGACGACAAACCAGUGGAUGCCAUGGAGGUGGACAAUGUGAACGACAAAAAUCACGACGACAAUGAAAAUAUUAUGGAUGUGGACGACAACUCGCCAGUAGUGGUAGAUAAUGCAAACGCGGUGGCGGACAUGGAGGAUGAGGACGUUGGGCUGGAGGAUGACGCGGUCGAUGCAAUGGAGGACGACGUGGUGGUGGAGUUGACGGAGAUGGCUCAGAAGUUGACAAUUGAGUAUGAGGACGACUCGGUCAAGGACUUGCGAAAGCUUUUCGGUGACUGGAGCUUGAUGGAUAAGGACGAUGGAGUGGAGGACGUGCGAGUGGGCUUGGAGCACUUGAGCUUGGACGACAAUGCAUCUGAUGACUUGGAAGGUGCAGUGGAGGACUUGCGAUUGGGGGUGCAGAAUAUUCGCUUGGACGAUCCAGUGGAGGACUUGCGUGUGGGCUUGGAGAGCUUGACUUUGGAGGACGACAGUGCAUUCGAUGACUUGGAGGGCGAAGUGGAGGACUUGCGAGUGGGUUUGCAGAAUCUUUGCUUGGAUGAUCCGGUGGAGGAAUUGCGAUUGGCUUUGGAAGAGUGGAAAUUGUUUGGCGAGGAGGACGCGGAUGCAAUGGAGGUUGACGGCCCUCCACUUGGAGAUGAUUGCUGGUGGUCAUCAAAAGAAGGUCUCCUGAUACAACAACAACAACAAACCAAGUCCUGGCCAGGCACCAAGGUGAGUUGCAACACAAAGGCCGGCCCCCUCCUUCGUCAUGGGGGACAACAGACAAAACAGCGUCAACAAAAAGGCCGGCCCCCUCCUUUGCAAUGGGGGACAACAGACAAAACAGGCCGGCCCCCUCCUUCGUCAUGGGGGACAAAAGACAAAACAGGCCCUGCUUGGGGGAACACGGUUGGUGUCAACACUGCAAGGCCCGCCCCCUCCUUGAUUGGGGGACAAAAGACAAAACAGAGAGCCAGCACCUGGCGGGGUGCAGGGCUGAUGGCGACAAGAGCACUGGCGAGUGCACGACGAAACCACUGGUGGCUGCCAUGCGAAAGUACCGGCGGCUUCAUCAUUUCAUGCCGACUUGAUGCCCUAGAAGCGAGGGUGUUUACACGACAAAAGCCCAAAUAA